Messenger RNA from Vombatus ursinus (common wombat), 726 nucleotides. It is a transcript of the gene MPV17L, whose product is annotated as MPV17 mitochondrial inner membrane protein like. The coding region runs from base 1 to 591 and encodes 196 amino acids. Lineage: Eukaryota; Metazoa; Chordata; Mammalia; Diprotodontia; Vombatidae. The transcript has 4 exons. The record is from RefSeq and is a predicted model, not a curated record. Gene Ontology annotation, cellular component: membrane; cytoplasm.
AUGUGGGGCUGGUGGCGGGAGGUGCCGCGCAUAGUCCAGCGUUACCCGUGGCCCACCAAUGUGCUGCUCUACGGGGUUCUGUACUCGUCUGGGGACGCGCUGCAGCAGCUGGCGCGGGGCUGCGAGCCCGACUGGCAGCAAACUCGGCGCGUGGCCACCGUGGCCAUCGGCUUCCACGGGAACUUCAACUACAUGUGGAUGCAGCUCCUGGAGCGCGCGCUGCCGGGCCGCGCGCCGCGUACCGUGCUGACCAAGUUGUUGUGUGACCAGCUGCUGGGCGGGCCCAUCGCGCUGAGCGGUUUCUACAUCGGCAUGAGUAUACUUCAGAAGAAAGAGGAUAAGUUUUUGGACCUGAGGCAGAAAUUCUGGAAUACUUAUAAGACUGGUCUCUUGUACUGGCCUUUUGUGCAGCUUACCAACUUCAGUUUUGUUCCCAUUUACUUCAGAACAGCGUAUACUGGACUCUGUGGCUUUGUCUGGGCUACUUUCCUUUGCUAUUCACAACAAAGUGGUGAUGGUACAGUGUCCUCGGUUUUUGCAUGGCUUAAGAAGAAGGAGGCCAUUGAAGUCGAAAGGUCCCCAGAGAAAUGAUUGCUUUUAAACAAAUUGGUCUCAUCAAGUGGCCAAAAUUUAUUUCCUAAACUGCAGUGAGUUGAACCAAGGAAAUAUUAUGUUAUUUAAUAAUUUUUAUGUCUAAAUAUAGCAUGUUUCAUUAUGAAGUAUUAU